CGCACCAACGCAAAUUCCACGUCUGCGAAAGAAGUUGUUCCAGAACAUUCCGAUAUUUUCAUCUUGGGGACUUGGGGUUAAAAGCUUCUAGAGCUUCCAAUACGUGACCACCGCCUUUGCCGUUGUUUAUAAAACUACCAGCACCGGCUUUCACUUUCCUCCGGCGUUGUUACGGCUUCCAGUUCCAGCGCCCGAAUCUAGUAGUACUGGCUUCUCGCAAAUUGAUUACGAAUAUAAGGAGGUGGUUUUUGAUGAUAUAGUCUGAAUUUGAGAUAAAUCUAUAAGGACUUUUUGGGUUUGUUUCUGGGUAUUUGGUUUUUUUUUUUUUUUGUGAUGUGCUGAGAUUGGUGGGGUUGUGAUGGAGAUGGAGGCUGACAAGAAAUCGCUAUCUUAUUAUCGAAUUCUUGGUGUCAGGACGGAAUCGUCUAUGGAAGAAAUAAGGCGGGCUUAUCGCAAGCUUGCUAUGCAAUGGCAUCCGGAUAGAUGGGCAAGGACCCCUUCUCUUCUGGGUGAAGCUAAACGAAAAUUCCAGCAGAUCCAAGAAGCCUACUCAGUGUUGUCAAACCAGAGGAAGAGGACACUGUACGACUCGGGGUUAUAUGACCCUGAUGAUGAAGAAGAUGAGGGCUUUUACGAUUUUGUGCAAGAAAUGGUGUCUCUCAUGGAACAGACCAGGAGAGAGGAUAAGAAUUAUAGCGUGGAGGAGCUACAGAGCAUGCUUUUGGAGAUGGCCCAAGGAUUCGAGUCUCCUGCCUGGUUUUGUGGACCGUCAAUUGCCGAAGAUUCCAGAUGCUCGAAGAGAACACGUUGGCAGAGCAAUCCAAUGGCAAUCAGAGGCUCACAUUUGCACACAUCUGGCCUGCAGAUGUUUGGAAGCAGCGGUUAUUGCAAUUUUCACCGUUCCCCUCUAGAAAAGAGACAAUACUAGAGGAUUGAGCUGCUUGUCUGAGCAACAAAGACUGCCAGCGAUGUGUUGCUAAUUUGCAUUGGUUGUAGAGCAUGGUUUCUUUGAUUAAACCUUUUAUGCCUUUGUGAUAAACUCUUGUGCUGUGGAUACAAAUUCUAGUAAAUUAGAGUUUGGGCUUAAUAA
This is a messenger RNA of Alnus glutinosa, 1090 nucleotides long. RefSeq lists its product as uncharacterized. Lineage: Eukaryota; Viridiplantae; Streptophyta; Magnoliopsida; Fagales; Betulaceae. The transcript has 5 exons. Bases 359 to 928 code for a protein of 189 amino acids. The record is from RefSeq and is a predicted model, not a curated record.